This is a messenger RNA of Impatiens glandulifera, 3561 nucleotides long. Its product is annotated as cellulose synthase-like protein D3. The record is from RefSeq and is a predicted model, not a curated record. Gene Ontology annotation, biological process: cellulose biosynthetic process; plant-type primary cell wall biogenesis. The transcript is spliced from 2 exons. Gene Ontology annotation, molecular function: mannan synthase activity; cellulose synthase (UDP-forming) activity. Bases 6 to 3434 code for a protein of 1142 amino acids. NCBI's taxonomy places the organism in Eukaryota, Viridiplantae, Streptophyta, Magnoliopsida, Ericales, Balsaminaceae. Gene Ontology annotation, cellular component: trans-Golgi network; plasma membrane.
AAAAAAUGGCAUCAAGAGGAUUCAAACCAGAUGAUUACCAACAAGGAAAUAAUUCCGGUCCAAUGCAAGUAACAUUCGCAAGAAGAACAUCAUCAGGUCGAUACAUAAGCUACUCACGUGAAUCAAACGAUCUCGACAGUGAAAUCGGCAGUGAGUAUCUAAAUUACACAGUUCAAAUCCCAUCAACACCCGACAAUCAACCAAUGGAUCCAUCAAUAAGCCAACGAGUAGAAGAACAAUACGUCUCAAAUUCCCUAUUCACCGGCGGUUUCAACAGCGUGACUCGAGCCCAUUUGAUGGAUAAAGUGAUCGAGAACGACUCGAGCCACCCACAAAUGGCUGGCGCAAAGGGUUCAUCAUCAUGUGCGAUUCCGGGUUGUGAUGGGAAGGUUAUGAGAGAUGAAAGGGGUGAAGAUAUAUUACCAUGUGAAUGUGAUUUUAAAAUUUGUAGAGAUUGUUAUAUUGAUGCUGUUAAAACAGGAGAUUCUAAAUGUCAUGGAUGUAAAGAGGCUUAUAAAGAGACUGAUUUGGAUGAGAAGGCUGUUGUUGAUCAUGGUCGGCCGUUGACUUUGCCGGCGCCGGCGUUGCCGCCGAGUGGGAAGAGGAUGUCGAUUAUGAGGUCGACUAAGUCGGGGUUGAUGAGAAGUCAAACGGGGGAUUUUGAUCAUAAUAGAUGGCUUUUUGAAACUAAAGGGACUUAUGGAUAUGGUAAUGCUAUUUGGCCUAAAGAAAGAGGGUAUGGAAAUGAUGAUGAAAAUGAUGGUGGUGGUGGCGGCGGCGCCGGCGGUGGUGGUGGUGGGCCGUCGGAGCUUUUGACUAAACCGUGGAGACCACUUACUAGGAAGUUGAAGAUUCCGGCGGCUAUUUUGAGUCCUUAUAGGCUACUGAUCUUCAUUCGGAUCGCAGUUCUAGCAUUAUUUCUCGAAUGGCGAAUCCGUCACCCAAACAAAGACGCACCAUGGCUCUGGCUCAUGUCAAUUAUUUGCGAAAUUUGGUUCGCAUUCUCAUGGUUACUCGAUCAACUCCCAAAAUUCUGUCCAAUUAAUCGAGCCACCGAUCUUACAGUUCUAAAAGAAAAAUUCGAAACUCCGAGCGCGUCCAACCCCACGGGAAAAUCUGAUCUUCCCGGGGUUGACGUCUUCGUCUCAACUGCCGACCCCGACAAGGAACCGCCUCUAGUCACUGCCAAUACCAUUCUCUCAAUUCUCGCAGCCGAAUAUCCUGUCGAGAAACUCGCUUGUUAUGUUUCCGACGACGGAGGCGCUCUUCUUACGUUCGAGGCAAUGGCUGAAGCCGCGAGUUUUGCCAAUUUAUGGGUCCCCUUUUGUCGAAAACAUAACAUUGAGCCGAGGAAUCCUGAUUCUUACUUCAAUUUAAAGAGGGAUCCUUAUAAGAAUAAAGUGAAAACAGAUUUUGUCAAGGACCGGAGACGUGUUAAAAGAGAGUACGAUGAGUUUAAGGUAAGGAUUAAUGGUCUUCCUGAUUCCAUCAGGCGAAGAUCGGAUGCUUAUAAUGCGCGUGAAGAGAUUAAGGCUAUGAAAUUGCAAAGAGAGAAUGCAGGGGACGAGGUUCUCGAGGGUGUUAAGGUUAUCAAGGCGACGUGGAUGGCCGAUGGAACUCACUGGCCCGGGACCUGGAUCGUUUCCGGGCCAGAACAUUCCAAGGGUGACCAUGCCGGUAUUAUUCAAGUCAUGUUGAAGCCUCCGAGUGACGAACCGUUAAAGGGCCCGACGAAUGAAUCGUGUGCGAUUGACACUAGGGAAGUCGAUAUACGACUUCCCCUCUUGGUUUAUGUUUCGCGUGAAAAAAGAUCAGGUUAUGAUCAUAACAAGAAGGCGGGGGCGAUGAACGCGCUUGUUCGAGCUUCGGCGGUUAUGUCGAAUGGCGCAUUUAUCUUGAACCUUGAUUGUGAUCAUUAUAUUUACAAUUCGCAAGCUAUGAGGGAAGGGAUGUGUUUCAUGAUGGACCGGGGUGGGGAUCGUCUUUGUUAUGUUCAAUUUCCGCAAAGGUUUGAAGGGAUUGAUCCUUCGGAUCGUUACGCGAAUCAUAAUACCGUGUUUUUCGAUGUCAACAUGCGUGCGCUUGACGGUCUACAAGGUCCGGUUUAUGUCGGGACGGGAUGUCUUUUUCGAAGGGUCGCACUAUAUGGUUUCGAUCCUCCUCGGUCGAAGGAAUACCAUCAAGGUUUUUGUAGUUGUUGCAAUCCCCGUCGUAAAAGAGUCGCUUCGUCGUCGGAAGAAAACCGAGCCCUUCGAAUGGGGGAAUCCGACGACGAAGAGAUGAAUAUUUCCUCGUUCCCGAGAAAAUUCGGGAACUCGUCGUUAUUUGUCGAUUCCAUACCCGUGGCGGAAUUUCAGGGUCGGCCACUGGCAGACCAUCCUUCAAUAAAACAUGGUCGGCCUCCCGGGGCUCUGACAAUCCCCAGGGACCUCCUCGACGCGUCAACCGUCGCGGAGGCGAUCAGCGUGAUAUCGUGUUGGUACGAAGAGAAGACCGAAUGGGGUAACCGAGUCGGAUGGAUUUACGGUUCUGUGACCGAAGAUGUCGUGACAGGUUAUCGUAUGCAUAACCGUGGAUGGAAAUCAGUUUAUUGUGUGACUAAACGAGACGCGUUUCGAGGAACCGCGCCGAUUAAUCUCACGGAUCGUCUCCACCAAGUCCUGCGAUGGGCGACCGGUUCGGUCGAGAUAUUCUUCUCUCGAAACAACGCGUUUCUCGCGAGUCCAAAGAUGAAGAUAUUGCAAAGGAUUGCUUACCUUAACGUCGGUAUUUACCCAUUCACAUCCAUUUUUUUACUCGUAUAUUGUUUCCUCCCGGCUCUUUCCCUUUUCUCGGGUCAAUUCAUCGUGCAAACUCUAAACGUAGCGUUUUUAACUUACCUAUUGAUCAUCUCAUUGACUCUAUGCAUGCUCGCCAUUCUCGAGAUCAAAUGGUCGGGAAUUACACUCGAAGAAUGGUGGAGAAAUGAACAAUUUUGGUUAAUUGGAGGAACUAGUGCUCAUCUAGCCGCGGUUAUACAAGGUCUACUCAAGGUUCUAGCCGGUAUCGAGAUUUCAUUUACAUUGACAUCAAAAUCGGGAGGUGAUGAAGACGACGAAUUCGCCGAUCUUUAUGUAAUCAAAUGGACAUCCCUUAUGAUCCCGCCAAUUGUGAUAAUGAUCGUGAAUUUGAUUGCUAUAGCCGUUGGAUUUAGUCGAACAAUUUAUAGUACAAUACCACAAUGGAGUCGUCUACUUGGUGGUGUUUUCUUUAGCUUUUGGGUGUUGGCACAUCUUUAUCCUUUCGCUAAAGGGCUUAUGGGUAGACGCGGAAGAACGCCUACGAUCGUGUUUGUAUGGUCGGGAUUGAUCGCGAUUAUUAUAUCGCUUCUUUGGGUCUCGAUCAAUCCUCCUACGGGUAAUACUACUAUCGGAGGAUCUUUCACAUUUCCUUGAUUAUUCCAAUUUUUAUUUUUUUUGAGUUACAAUUUAUAUUUUUUUUAUGUAAGAACUUGAUAUUUAUGUUCAUUUGUUUCAUUAUUUACUACAUGCAUUAAUACAAAGACAAUACUUAUAUCAUAGU